UGUAAUCAUUUAAGCAAGCUUGCUCUCAUCAUGUGAAGCAGGGAAGGAAUUGACGUCCAGAAGAUCCUGCCUAUAAGAUCCGAGUCAUCAAAGGAGCUGCUSUUUUUCCUCACUUUAAAUCUGCCUGGAAAAUGCAGGUGCUAAAACCCGGAAGAGACUGGGACUGCAACAUGAAUGACAGCAACUAUAAGAAGUUCUUGCUUUUUGUGAUUCCCUUAUUUCAGAGUCAGUUCUGCUCGGCAAAACUGAAGCUGGAAAUUUAGCCUUGCAUUUGAAAAUGCCUCCCACUUACUGGUCUUUGAAUUUGAUAGAUGGCCUUUCAGAACUGAGGAAUACAUAGCAGCACGAUGAAUCCGUGAGGAAAAAAGGCAAGUUUCAGGAUUCAAACUACACUAAAAGAUGGUCUCUCCUAAACUUAUGGAAUCACGAGUGUUGAAUUGUGUGUCCUUGCUUUUUGGCUUGUUUAUUUUCAAGAUGUAUCACAAAGUGGCAUGACUUUUAAACUUCAGGCUGUUUAAAGCAGCAAAAUUAAAGUGAAAGAUUUUUUAUGAGGAUUUUCAAAGAAAAUUUGCUUCAGAGAAGAGCUAAGUGGGACAAUGGCAUCGGGAGAGUGUCUCCUGCUAGACCCAGAGAUGGAUACCUUCAUUCUCUACAACAUCUCUGCCAACCACAGUGCAAAUUUCUCCAUGCCGAGUGAUGACUGGUUUUACCCAGCGUUCCUGUAUGCCAUCCCCACCAUCUACGGGAUCAUCAUUUUGAUAGGCCUUAUCGGCAAUAUCACUUUGAUCAAGAUCUUCUGUACUGUGAAAUCYAUGAGAAAUGUCCCUAAUUUGUUCAUAUCCAGUUUGGCUUUAGGAGACCUGCUGCUUUUAGUGACUUGUGUGCCUGUGGAUGCCAGCAGGUACCUUGCUGAUGAAUGGCUGUUUGGCAGAAUUGGAUGCAAACUUAUCCCCUUCAUACAACUCACUUCUGUAGGGGUGUCAGUCUUUACCCUGACUGCUCUCUCCGCUGACAGGUAUAAAGCUAUAGUAAGACCAAUGGAGAUCCAAGCAUCCCAUGCACUGAUGAAGAUUUGUGCAAGAGCUGCUAUAAUCUGGAUUGUUUCCAUAUUGCUUGCCAUUCCUGAAGCUGUGUUUUCUGAUUUGCACCCCUUCCAUGACAAAGGCACUAAUAAAACCUUCGUCAGCUGUGCUCCUUACCCGCAUUCUGAUGGGCUACAUCCCAAAAUCCAUUCAAUGGCCUCAUUUCUUAUCUUUUACAUCAUUCCUCUGUCUGUCAUUUCCGUAUAUUAUUAUUUCAUUGCUAAGAAUUUGAUCCAGAGUGCUUACAACAUCCCUGUGGAAGGAAAUACGCAUGUGAGGAAACAGAUUGAAUCUCGUAAGCGCCUGGCCAAGACAGUACUGGUCUUUGUGUGCCUCUUUGCCUUCUGCUGGCUUCCUACUCACAUCAUCUAUUUAUACCGAUCCUACCACUACUCAGAGGUGGACACCUCAGUGCUGCAUUUCAUUGCCAGUAUCUGUGCUCGAAUCCUGGCCUUCACUAACUCUUGUGUCAACCCAUUUGCUCUCUACUUGCUCAGCAAGAGUUUUAGAAAACAGUUCAACAAUCAGCUCUUCUGCUGCAGAGCUCGUCUCCUCAUCCGCUCUCAGAGCAUGGCCAGGAGCACCACGCGCAUGACCUCCCUUAAGAGCACCAAUCAUUCCCUGGCUACCUUCAGCCUUAUCAAUGGCAACCACGCCUGCCAUGAAGGCUAUGUCUAAAGUUCAUAGACGGGGACUAGAACAGGACAUGCCUGGUGUGAAUCUCUCCUCCAGCUCUGUUGAGUUGGGGAGUAGCACACGCAUGCACGAAGGAAAUCUGUGUUCAGAAAUCUCAGAGGAGACUGAAGUGUCCCAUUUUUCAUCAUGGGCUGAGGGGUGUCUGGAUCAGCAGAUCAUUUUGUACCUCACAAUGGGAGCUCCCUGGAACUCACUACUGGAGCUCCCAGAGCACUACAGGAGCUCCCUGAGUCCCUUCAAGACCCGCUGACUUCAAUGGAAGUGAAGAGAGCAUCAAAAGAUCAAAUCCUUUUUGGACCUGGAGUUUCUUCAUCAGUUUCUGCUCAAUCCCGAACUUGGGCAGACAUGCAGCAGUAGUGAAGACCAUACAAGGGACACAUAAAAUGGCUGAAUGGCUGCAUCUACAGUUCAUAGUAUAAUUUAUUUUGAUGUCAAAAUAAAUCCACUUAAAUAAGAUAAAUAAUUUUACAAAGGAGCUUACUGUAGGUUAUUUACAGACUUUUCAAUUAUUUAUUAAUGUUCUGAGUACAGUAUUAAUUCAUAGUGUAAAAUAUAUGAAGAGUUUACUGGGGUAUGUUGUGGCCCCAUCUGAAAUGAACAGUAUCUUGCACCACAUGAAUGUGAAAGCAGUAACAUGUCAAUAAAUGUGAACUGAAAUAUGUUUACAAUUUUUAAAUGUGUGAGUUUUGCCA
This is a messenger RNA of Nothoprocta perdicaria, 2470 nucleotides long. RefSeq names its product gastrin releasing peptide receptor (gene GRPR). Gene Ontology annotation, cellular component: membrane. Gene Ontology annotation, molecular function: G protein-coupled peptide receptor activity. Bases 597 to 1760 code for a protein of 387 amino acids. NCBI's taxonomy places the organism in Eukaryota, Metazoa, Chordata, Aves, Tinamiformes, Tinamidae. Gene Ontology annotation, biological process: G protein-coupled receptor signaling pathway. The record is from RefSeq and is a predicted model, not a curated record. The transcript is spliced from 3 exons.